AUGACCAGAAAUCUGGACUCCAUUCCCUACGAUGUCUUCUAUCAAGUCGCCUCGAAGCUUGAUUGCCAUGACUACAUCCAUCUCAGCAGAGUCAAUUGGGCCCUCAAUACAUUAACCAAAAGCGAUUCAAUCGCUCGGAACACCGUCAGAAGCGAUCUACUUCACACAAGAGAAGGCAGGGAGGCCGACCGGACCAAGACUGGCUACCGCAGGGCUGUCGGGCGUUUGUACGACGUCAAAGAAUCCUUUGCCACUGCACAGCCGUAUUCAGCAUCGGUCCUCGGCUAUGGGAGCUCGUUCCUCUACGCUGGCGGCUCGCUCUGCUACAUCUACAACGAUGAGAUCCGCGCACUGGACGUGCGUGGUGCCAGUCGCGUUGAGCAGGUCUUGAAUCUCCCCAACGUCCUACGUCGUGCAGUGCCCGAGUGCAACCCGGAAAAUGGAACGACGACCAUUUCUCUUUUAAACUACAGCAAUUGGGUCAUUGCAUUCUUGGUGGCAACUCCUGAAACGCCUGGUGGUUGGAUCCUCGCCGUAGACCUCCAGCGCCGGUCAACGUACGGGAAGAGCGGCCGUCUCAGGCUCAAAGUCCAUGUUGACGCAACAAAUCGAUUGUUUGUACGACACAAUCGGUCACACCUUUACUAUGGGACGCACUCCGCCGUCGGCACUCGCGGGUACAACCAAUGGGAAGUGAAUUGUGCGGAUCUCAACACCGGAAAAGUCUCAAAACCCAACAACAUCGUUUUGGACAACUUUGCCGGCAAUGAGAUCGGCCAGACGGUGUGUUUUGAAGUCUAUCAGGACCACCUAUACGCCAUCUCCACGUUGGUCGACUUUGAAGAGGAAGAGGUGGACUGGACCUCAUACUACGUCUGGAUCUGCCUGGACCCCAGUCUCAAGUUAUCCAAGGAGGGUGUCAAGACUCACCGCACCUGGCGUCGACAGCACCGCGAAGGUCCAAUCAAUGACACUUGGUCAGAUCUCUCGCUCCGGGAAGACGAAGCAACCGGGCAACUUAUGAUCCUAGAGUGCCGCAGGGAGUGGCGACUUGGUGGCAGCGAGAACUGCCGGACAUACUACGUUCAGCCCCUCCCAGCACCAGCGGAUGUGGACAAGCAACAGCCCACAUCCGAUUAUUAUUUGAAAAUACCUCUACCUGACGAGCCUAUCACCAAAACCCUGGAUCCGUCAUGCAAGCCCAACUAUGAGCCACCACGGAAGCGACUUCGCAGACACUAUCACCCCGAGUACGAGGAAGGCGUCGAACCGAAACCCAAACGGGACUUUAUUCUAGCAAAGACCAAGUUCCGCUCAUACAAUGUUCCCGCAUCAAGUUAUCUCGACCUUGUAAAUGACCCGCUUCCAAGAGGCGUCGGCGGUGGCGGCCUCGUACCUCGGGAUCGAAUGAGGGUGCGUGUGGUUUCUCGGAAGCGAAAAUGUCCUAUUGACGAGGAAGGCAUCGAAGGAGGUCCCGGGUUCCUGUUCAAGCGUGAACUUAGCGAAGCAGACGGCCGUGAGGUGGAAAACAGUGAAGAGCGGUUUGAGACUCGGGGCGUCCACCUUUGGCCCCCAGAUGACGCUCCACCGGAGCUGAACCACUUACUCUGCCCUUCCAAGCGAACCGGUCAAGUCCAUGCCAUUGUUGACGAUCGAUCGAUUGUGUAUUCCAUCAACCAGGACGGGCUCAGUCCUGGUGACCAGGCAAUCAUCCUCAUCAACUUUGACCCUGCCUUGCGGCUCCCGGGUCUCAGGCGCCUGAACUUUGGCAGCUACGCUGACGCCCCAGAGAAGGCGGAAGCCGUUGGCAUCAAACGGCCCCAGGCGAGCGACGUCGGACAACAAGACCGGGCAGCCAUGCACACAACCGUUUCGGGGAAGCGGGCGAACCAAAACGUGCCAGCUGUCCGCGAAGAGCGUGCAAUGUACCUUGACAUAAGCCGUGGUUUUUGGCUCCGGUGA
Messenger RNA from Aspergillus mulundensis, 1962 nucleotides. RefSeq names its product F-box domain protein (gene fbx15). The record is from RefSeq and is a predicted model, not a curated record. The transcript is spliced from 2 exons. Bases 1 to 1962 code for a protein of 653 amino acids. NCBI's taxonomy places the organism in Eukaryota, Fungi, Ascomycota, Eurotiomycetes, Eurotiales, Aspergillaceae. Gene Ontology annotation, molecular function: protein binding.